Dermochelys coriacea (leatherback sea turtle) is the source of this 5129-nucleotide messenger RNA. RefSeq names its product TNF receptor associated factor 7 (gene TRAF7). Gene Ontology annotation, biological process: Notch signaling pathway; ribosomal large subunit assembly. Bases 2305 to 4317 code for a protein of 670 amino acids. Gene Ontology annotation, molecular function: protein binding; zinc ion binding. Gene Ontology annotation, cellular component: nucleolus. The record is from RefSeq and is a predicted model, not a curated record. NCBI's taxonomy places the organism in Eukaryota, Metazoa, Chordata, Testudines, Dermochelyidae. The transcript has 21 exons.
CCGCAGUUAUCAUUAUUCAUUGUAUUACCGUAGUGGCUAGAGGCCCCAACUGAAAAUGGGGCUCCAUUUGCUAAGUGCUGCACAUGUAUAUAGUAAGAACCGGGCCCUGCCCCAGAGAGUUUAGAACCUAAAUGGACAAGAUGGGAGAAAGGGCUUGGUAUUUGAUAGUGAGGAACUGAGGCCCAGAAAGAUGAAGUGACUUGCCCAAGGACACCUGGGAAGUUGGUGGCAGAGGAAAUUGAUCCCAGCUCUCCAAUCCCAGUGCCUUCACUCCCAUGCAGUGUGGGUGGAGCUUACUGCACUAUUUCCCAGAGUCAGACUGAGAAAUGCCACAGUAAACUCAAACAUGACAAUCUGGAAAGUGCUGGAUUUGUUUUUUGGAGUGCUCUGCACUGUGGCUGAUCUUGCUCCACUGCAAAUAAAAUGCCUCAGCAAGGUGUAGCUAGGAAAAGGUAAAGAUUAGUUUCUCUCUGGUGAAAUAUUCCUAAGUGGUGUUGGGCAACCAAGGCCAAACUGAUGCACAAAAGGGUAGGUGUAAGCGUUCAGUGAGUGAAAAUAACUCCAGAAAGGAAGCCGAAGAGAUGUAGUGGUGUUAGGUAACAGUAGUACCUGUAUUAACGCCUGCACGGCCCUCAAAGCUGCAUUCGUGCUGCCAGGGUGAGAAACACAGAAGCAAGAGAUCUGGGAGGUUGUUCCGUUCAGUUUGUUGUUCUUGAUUGUGCAACUCCCAAUAAGGGUAGGACCUGCUCUGCGGGAAGCUGUGUCAUGUGAUGAGCUGGAGGGGAAUUGUGAAGUGAAUAUGUUUACUUGGGACUGAUUCUGAGUGGUGCUGAGGAUCUUGCAACUUCCAGUUGACUUUAGGGUGUGCUGUGGGUGCCCAGUACCCUCAGGAUCAAGCCCUUUUUUAUUAUGUUUGAUCUUAACAGUCCCUUCUGGUUUUAAAAUCUAUAAAUCUUCCAUUGUGGUAAUGUUAGUCUUUCAGACUGCUUAUGGCCCCGGUCAGACAAACACACCUCCUCCAUCCGUGUCAUCUGAAGGACGCAGGGGAGAAGAUCCUUCCCAGUCUUACUUCUGUACCCUUCGAUUAUGAAAACAAGCAACAUUUUAAAAUCCUGCUUGCUUUUCACCCUUUUACGCUGCUUCCCACACACUCUGGUGUCACUUUGUUCUCUUUGGGCAACGGAUCCGGGCCUGCUCGGUUUCCCAAACUGGUACAGUCCCAUCACUGUGGCGUUGGGGGUCUCAGUGCUGCAUUCGAAGAUUUGAGGGAGGAAUUUUCAAAUGGGCCCUGCACUGGGGCCUAGCUCAGCUCCCACUGAAGUCCAGGGUAAAAUUCCCAUUGAUUGAAAUGGGAGCAGAAUUAGGCCAGUGCAGGGCACAUCUGAAAAUCCCACCACCAAUUUAAAAAACAAAGCCAAAAAACACGUGUUAGUCCAAAUGUCACUGACAGAGUUUUGGUUCAUUUUGGAUGGUGCAAACUGUCCUCUUCCCCUUAACGCAGCUUCUCUUGAGCUUCAGCUGAGUCAACAGUGACUCUUAGGAGCUAGGAGAAAACAUAAAUAGGGGUUUGAUUUGAAAGCAAUGGAGAAAGGGCCAUGUGUGUUUCCCCUUGGAGAUCACUGGCUGCAGCAGGGGCAAACCUAAAAUCCUACGACCAGAUUCUUCUCAUUGGAGCAGGUUUCACAGGCUUGUAACUAUAGUGAGCUGUCUCCUGAUCUAUGCCAGCUAUGGUAGCUCUUCAGACAGGCUCUCCGCUCAGUAACAGGGUUGUUUGUGAUCACAACAAUUCCAGUCACCCCAGCGUCCCUGGGCAGGUCUGCAAACCGUGAGCUGCCGUUUAUUAAACUGCUAAACGCUAUGAAUAGUUUAAGAAUUUCUGCCCUUCUUUGGCCCAGUUCUAACAUCCCUCUGGAGCGAGCACUGUAUAUGUACUAAGCUCUCCUGGGAGGUUUGUCAGGCCAGAGUAAAUCCUUGUGCGGGGAGGGUUUUCCUUGCUAGUCUAAAUCGAAGCCAAAAUGGAGAGUUGGGAUUGGCUGAGCUGUGGGAUUUUUCCAUCUGAAUUUACAUAUCACCCACUUCUCUGCAUGCCUUUCUGUUUACAUCACUUAAGAGCCAGCGAUACACACAGACACGCACACAGAUAGUGGAAGAGACAUUUUGAAAGAGUAAAAGUCUGCCUGGAGCUGGAGCGCUUUGUCCUGGGAGCCACUUGGUGAGCUUUGCUUCUUGCUUCCAGCUCGAAUAGCCCGAGUGAAUUUCGCACAAGAGCAAACUUCCCAUGACUAAUAAAUGCUGGCCUAGAUUAUGAGCUCAAACAAGAGCGCUCGCUACAAUCGCUUCUCCAGUGGCGCAGCAAACAUCACUACGUCUGAGAACACUAACGGAACGAGAAUGGAAACAACUUUUGGGCCUGCCUAUUCCGCUGUGACCACCAUCACGAAAGCUGAUGGGACCAAUACCUUUAAGCAGCACCGUAGGACUCCAUCCUCAUCCAGCACGCUCACCUACUCCCCGCGAGAUGAGGACGAUGGCAUGCCUCCGAUCAGCACCCCACGCCGUUCCGACUCCGCCAUCUCCGUUCGCUCGUUACACUCUGAGUCCAACAUGUCCUUGCGCUCGACGUUCUCGCUCCACGAGGAAGAGGAGGAACCAGAGCCCUUGGUGUUUGCCGAACAGCCAUCAGUGAAACUCUGCUGCCAGUUGUGUUGUAGUGUGUUUAAAGAUCCAGUCAUCACAACCUGUGGGCACACAUUUUGCAGAAGAUGUGCCUUAACAUCUGAGAAGUGCCCAGUGGACAAUGCCAAGCUGACUGUGGUUGUUAACAAUAUUGCUGUGGCCGAGCAGAUAGGGGAGCUGUUCAUUCACUGUAAAUAUGGCUGCCGGCCCGCCGCCAGCAGCAAGCCCGCUGCCUUCGAGGUGGACCCCCACGGAUGCCCCUUUACCAUUAAACUGAGCGCCCGGAAAGAUCACGAAAGCAGCUGUGAUUACAGACCAGUUCGCUGUCCCAAUAACCCCAGCUGCCCACCUCUCUUGAAAAUGAACCUGGAGGCGCAUCUCAAAGAGUGCGAACACAUCAAGUGCCCUCAUUCCAAAUACGGGUGUACGUUCAUAGGAAAUCAAGACACCUACGAGACUCACUUGGAGAUGUGUAAGUUUGAGGGGCUGAAGGAGUUCCUGCAGCAGACAGAUGACCGCUUCCACGAGAUGCAGGUGGCAAUGGCUCAGAAGGACCAAGAAAUCGCCUUCCUGCGCUCAAUGCUGGGCAAGCUCUCAGAGAAGAUUGACCAGUUGGAGAAGAACCUGGAGCUCAAGUUUGAUGUGCUGGAUGAGAACCAAAGCAAGCUGAGCGAGGACCUGAUGGAGUUCCGCAGGGAUGCCUCCAUGCUAAAUGAUGAACUGUCCCACAUCAACGCCCGCCUCAACAUGGGCAUCUUAGGAUCAUACGAUCCUCAGCAGAUCUUCAAAUGCAAGGGGACCUUUGUCGGGCACCAAGGCCCUGUCUGGUGUCUGUGUGUUUACUCCAUAGGAGACUUGCUUUUCAGUGGUUCCUCAGACAAAACCAUUAAGGUGUGGGAUACCUGCACCACAUACAAGUGCCAAAAGACCUUGGAGGGCCACGAUGGAAUUGUCCUAGCUCUCUGCAUUCAGGGGAACAAGCUCUACAGCGGCUCUGCUGACUGCACCAUCAUUGUCUGGGAUAUUCAGACCUUGCAGAAGGUGAACACGAUCCGAGCACAUGACAAUCCUGUUUGCACUUUGGUCUCCUCACACAACAUGCUGUUCAGUGGCUCCCUUAAAGCCAUUAAGGUCUGGGACAUCGUGGGCACCGAACUCAAGCUGAAAAAGGAAUUGACAGGUCUCAAUCACUGGGUGCGAGCACUUGUGGCCUCUCAAAACUAUCUGUACAGUGGGUCUUACCAAACAAUCAAGAUCUGGGACAUCCGGAACCUGGAGUGUGUCCAUGUGCUGCAGACGUCAGGGGGCAGCGUGUACUCCAUCGCCGUGACCAACCAUCACAUUGUGUGCGGCACCUACGAGAACCUCAUCCAUGUCUGGGAUAUCGAGUCUAAGGAGCAGGUGCGCACGCUGACCGGGCAUGUGGGGACGGUGUAUGCCCUGGCCGUCAUCUCCACGCCAGACCAAACCAAAGUCUUCAGCGCAUCGUACGAUCGCUCUCUUAGGGUGUGGAGCAUGGACAACAUGAUUUGCACUCAGACACUGCUGCGGCACCAGGGCAGUGUGACGGCGCUCGCGGUCUCCAGGGGCCGCCUCUUCUCCGGCGCUGUGGACAGCACUGUUAAGGUCUGGACGUGCUAAUGGCAACAGCUGCACGAAUCCUGCACCCCAAGCUACCAAAAUCUCCUUCUCCUCUGCCAGCCUGUUGGAUGACUGACACCACUCUGAAAUAGCUGCUGCUGCCCCUCUGCUCACCAACACCACCUGCUGCCUUCCAUCAGCCACAGCAACUGCGCCCUCAGCAUUGCUAGUCCCUCCGAUCUGCCAUCGCCCAGGGACACCCCAGAAGUCAGCCAUGUCCCAUGUAUUUAAUGGAAGACCUGGCCUGCUGCCAGGGCCGGUGGGUCACUGCUGUUCUCUGUACUGCACACAGCACCGGGCAGGGGUUUGUGAGUGUAGUGUCACCACAGCAGAGCCUGACCCAUGCUGGCUGGGCCGUUCGGGCCAAGCAUGGUGCAGUUGGUGUGCGACGCCAGGCGGCAAUGGGACAGCACAACUCAGCUGGUCACAGCGGAGCCUGUCAAGGAAGCAAAGAACCAGGAGCGAGGUCACUUUGCAAACAGAAUGGAGCUUCAGCCUUGUCCUCUGCUCGGGUUCGCACGGGCCCCUCUCUGUCUCUCUCGUAUUUAAUUUGACUGCCCAGACGAUAGCAUGCUGUUGUUUGGCCUUUGAGGAGGAAUCUUCCUUGUGUAGCCAGGUACGAUUUUUACACCACAAGCUAGUUCUCUGAUCAAGUAACACAAGCGCAUUGGUUCACCCUCCCUGUAAUUACAGUCUCCACAUUAAAGAGAAAAAGCCUCUGUUGCAUUUUUACUCACAUUUUCUACGGUUUUUAAGAUUGUAAUAUAAUUGGAUUAUUUCUUCAUUGACAAUAAAAGUGGAAAGUUGUUCCA